CAAAUCUGUAUGAAUUUCCCAGCUAUGAAUAGUCCCUCAGAAAAUGAUGUGGCAGCCUUCAGUGAUGAAAAACAAGCUUCCUCACCGAGUGGUGAUGAGGUGAACAGAGAGAGAGAGAGCUCCAGCAGCAGCACUCUCUCCCCGCCGCCCACACUCCCUGGACCGGACGCUCUGCAGGCAGCUGGAUCGGGAUGCGUCCGUCUCCUGGUGCUGCUUGAGAUGAAGAUAAGACGACGACGGUGAAGUGGCGGCGGUGCUCGUUUAGCGGUGAAUGCGUUCCUCCUCGGUGCGAUCUGAGCAAAACGCAGCGGGUUAAAACCGCCCAACAGUCAGAGAGGAUCCGGGUUUCAGCCACACUGUCUGUCUGCUGUCAACUGUUGCUUAUUUCCUCUGUAAAUGAAUCUUGUAAGGUUUAUGAACAACCGUGUUCCUCCUAACAAGAGAUACCAGCCCACUGAAUAUGAGCAUGCUGCCAACUGUGCCACGCAUGCGUUAUGGAUAAUCCCCAGCCUACUGGGCAGCUCAGUGUUGCACUUCCAGUCAGAGGACCAAUGGGAGCGGCUGUCUGCCUGGGUUUAUGGCGGGCUCAGUUCGCUCUUCAUCAUCUCGACUCUUUUCCAUACCGUGGCCUGGAAGAAGAGCCACCUACGGUCUGUGGAGCACUGUUUCCACAUGUGUGACAGGAUGGUGAUCUAUUUCUUCAUUGCUGCCUCCUAUGCCCCUUGGCUGAACCUGAGGGAGCUUGGUCCCUGGGCAUGCCACAUGCGCUGGCUGGUCUGGGUCAUGGCAUCUUUUGGAACCACCUACGUCUUCUUCUUCCACGAGAGGUAUAAGAUCAUGGAAUUGAUCUGCUACACAGUGAUGGGAGUUUUUCCUGCCUUGGUCAUCCUCUCAAUGCCGGAGCAGGCUGGGUUGUGUGAGCUGCUGGUGGGCGGAGCCUGCUACUCCCUGGGAAUGGUCUUCUUCAAAAGCGAUGGCAUCGUCCCAUUCGCUCACGCCAUCUGGCACCUGUUCGUCGCCAUGGGAGCAGCCAUACAUUACUACGCCAUCUGGAAGUACCUAUACGCCCAGCCGCCCAAUCAGGUCCAGACCUCAAGAUGACAUCAACACUGACAGCACAGGAAGAAACGCCUGUGUUUGACCGACUUCAAGAAGACGACGCGAACCGUGUUUGAAUUCAGGGACUGCGUCAUGUGGAAGGUAGAGGGGUGAAGCCCCCAAUAGUAUGUGUCUGCAGAGCCAGAGGCUGCACCGAGAGGGCUGCACCGAGGGGGCUGCACACUUCCGGUCGCACAUUUCGAGCAUUUUUUAAAAGCUACCACAAUAGAUGGUCACAGUAGUGCACAAGUUACAGUUUAAAUGCUGAACUUACAGUUUUAAAAUAUGAUUUCACUCAAAAUAUUCUUAGAAUUUAAAAUAGUUUUUCAAAGAGUUUUCCACUUUCAUUUUGGCACCGGUAAGUUUUUCUGCAGAGCCGGAGGCUGCACUUUUAGGACCACGUCAAGUAUUCAACACCAAGUACUACUUCAUAUCCUACCUAAGAUUUUAAAGGUUUAAUUCAACCAAAUAGCACUUAUUACAAUAUCAUGAUUGGGUUGCUGAGACUUGCGUUAAGCAACAUGAAAUUUAUACGUCUUUUCUCAUUUUGUUUCGAGCCAUGCUUUUAUUCUGAAGAAGGUGUGCACCGAUACACGGAAGUGAAGUAUUCUAUGAGUGCCGGGAAAUUGUUGGUUAUCGUUUGAUGAAGUUCCUAAUACAGAUGCGGAGGAUAUGCCUGUUCCACAAAGAAGCCUGGGCUUAAUUCCUCAACUUGCAUUUGGACAAAUUGUGUAAUUAUCAGGUAAAAUAAUAAUGUAAUUGUCUGUAAUGGCCUUUGUGGUGUCGAGAUCUCAAACAGCACGAUCUGAAAGGCUGGAAAGAGGCAAUACGUACGGACAACUCUGGAGGCAGAUAUUUAUUUAUUUCAUACAAUACCAUUAAAUAAAAAUAAAAGUUAAAGACACAAACACCCAAAGGUAAAUUAGCACUAUGACUCCUUGACCUGCAUAAAUAUAAAUGUUUAUAACGUUAUAAAAUAUACAGCCCUCUCCGUGCAGCCUCGAGCUCAACAGACACAUACUAUUGGAAUAUUUUGAGUGAAAUCAUCCUUUAAAACUGUAAAUUCUGCAUUUAAACAUAGCAGACAUACCCUUCUCGGUGAAGCUGCAGGUAAUGGUGCAUUCAGGCGAUCUUCAGUAACUCAUACCAAACCAGUGGAAACCAUUUUUAAAACUUAAAUAAUGUAAAAUAAAAGGAUGAGAAAUAAAAGAUGAGAACAGCAAUGCGAUAUGGCCCAAUCAAAGUGAGGAUUCAACUUAAAGACCUGGAGUUUACGUCACGUGUUGCAUAAAAACAGAAUCUUGCUUUUCAGUGUUUAAGUUUGGACUCUGUCAGUUAGCAGAACUACCUCGGGUAAUGUGGAGUCUAAAAAUAGACAGUUAAAGAUGUGACGAGUGGAAUGAUGUGAUCCACUCCAUUCAUCCAGCUUUGAAUCGUGUCUGCAGUUCUUCCCCACCAGCCUCCACCGGCAGGAGGGUUUCUGCAGCCUUAAUUUUAGCCGGAGUGGUGAAACUCAGGGUAAAAACACAUUUGCAAAUCACUUCCUGCUGCUUGAAGGGCAACACUUGUGAACAUUUUAUCAAUCCAGAGCUUCUCUCAUCUUGAUUUUAGAUGCUGGACUGUGGAAGGACACAACCCAGAGGAAAAUGUUACCACUAAAAGUUUGCUCUUCUGUAGCUUGGGAGACAAAAUUGUGAUUCUUAUUUUGGGCUUAUUUGAGGGAGUUAGAUGCAGAGUGGUCUAACCCACCAAAAAUCGGAACUGGGUUUUAUAUAAUUUCUGUAACAUUUUAUGGUCUAGAUUUUAGCAGCCAAGUGGUCUAACCCACAACCCAAAUAUAGUGUUACAGUGGUGCUUGGAAUGUUAGAUCAUUCUUGAAAACACGAAACUUUGAACCCAUUUUUCUCAAAAACUACAAGAAGUGGUUAGACCACUCUGCUUCCAAACCCUUCAUUUUAGCUUUGAGUUUGUCUGUAUGAUUCUUGUAUUUUGCUCUUAAAAUUCAACAAGAAAUGUAGGUGAGAAAGGAGGAGAACAGGAGCCAAACUUGAGACUUAAAGGAGAUAAUUCCACUAAUGGAUCCAUUUUUCUCAGUUGAACUACAUGUGGGCUGCAUAUGAGCUUUAUUUUAUACAAAUAUAAUACAACCACUGCAUUGAAUUUUACUUAGAAGUCUGAAUAAAAUCACACACAUACACAUAUGCUCAUAAGUUUAUAUACCCUAGCAGAAUUUGUACAAUAUGUCCUAUUCUUUAAUGAAAACAUGAAUGAUCAGAGCAAAUCCAAUUGGGUGACAAAAAAUAAUUUUGUCUGACCACUAACCCUAAAUGAAGGAAAAGUUUUUCUAUGGUCAAACAUAUUUUCAAAAGAAAGUUGACAGUUUUUCCCAAAUUUUGCCAGAGUAUGGAAACUUAUGAACACGGUUAUUAUUAUUAAUAAUUGUUUAUUACCAGAUUAUCUCCUUUAAAUCUCAGGUUUGACUCUUGUUGCUAAUUAUUCUCCUCCUUUCUCUCCUGGUGAAUUUUAGGAGAAAUAUAUGAGAAACAUAUCAGACAAAAUCCAACUAAAACAAGAAUUACAAUUGUGUCUCACAACCUAUAGAGGAGCAAACUUUGAGCAGCAAGAUUUUAGUGAGUUAAUUCCAUCCCUGAACAAAUGAAAUCCACAUUUGCUCCAUCCAACUUGAAUCCCUCAUAUGUGUGUUUUGACACAUCAUGAGUUGAUGAGGACAUUUGAAUGCACCAUUAAGCAGGUAUACAGGUAUGAAGGAACCUUUUUCAUUGACCCGACGACGUUGUGAUGAAUGUGAACUUCGUGACAGUCUCUGAACUGGGUCACGGCUCGUUCUUUCGCCUCAGUUCAUUUCAACUAUCUGUUCCAGUGUUUUUGCAGGAAUUUGGUUUCAUUCCAACAAUCAAGGGUUAAUUCUCGGAGAUGCCUCCCUCUGUGGUGCACGUCCAGAUUCAGUGUUCAGGCGCUGAAUUGAGGGCAUUGUCUUAUCGCCAAAAGCAAGACAAUGUUUACAAUUCGCUGACUUGACUAUCAUGAUUAGUUUUAGUGAGUAUAAUCAUCAUUAACAGACAGCGUUUGAAUUAUAUUUAGCAGGUUGCAACAUCAAUAACUCACUAUUCCAAUUCAGAGCUCUAGAUAGUAAUAUUACUGCUACUGUUAUUAGUUGUGCUUUCUGCACUGUAUGGUUUAAACACAGGUUGCUUUAGUCAGUGUGAAACCAAAGCAUGACUACUGAAAGAUCUUCUUCACGUUGAACAUACAGAUAUUUGUGGUUUUAGUCGCUGGAGACUUUGUUUGCUCUGCACAGUAGAUUAUCAAGCAUAGUUACUGAAUCCUAGUAGUUUACUGUUGUUGAUUAGGUUUAGUGAGUGAAGACGUCGUCAUUAUACACCAUUUAUCAGAGACGUACAGUAUGUGUUGAGCUCAUAUUUUUUUCUGAUGUUCUCGUAGUGUUAGUUGAUUAUCUUCAUUCUAAAUGAACCUCAGAGGGAAAACCACCGUCAGAUUCAGCACUGCCACACUGACCUACUGCCGAUAGCACACUAACUACCAUUUAUGUCACACUUGAAAGGAAACUGGAGCUAUAGUAUAGUUGAACAAUCUGGCCCAAUAUUAAGGCAUCUCAGGUGUGUGUGUGUGUGUGCGUGUGUGUGUGUGUGUGUGUGUGUGUGUGUGUGUGUGUGUGUGUGUGUGUGUGUGUGUGUGUGUGUGUGUGUGUGUGUGUGUGCGUGUGUGCGUGUGCGCGUGUGCCUCUGAAAGCCUCUGAUUGGCUGAGUCUAUGUUUACAUGCAUGUACCUUGAACACAUCAAAAAAUAUAUUUGAAAUAUGUAUGUAUUCUGAGUGUUAAACUGUUGGAAAAGCUUGUGUAGUACGAUGAAUGUGGCUAGAGGACCAAAAGGCCAAACCAUCGGGUAUUCAGAGGUGUUAAACAAAAACAAAAAACUACUUUUUAAACUCCUGUCCAUCAUAUUUUCACUUCUGUGUGUUUCUCAGGAUUUGGAUCAUUUGGGCUUAAACAUCUGUGAAGCCAGAUUCAAGGACCGCGAAAGCUGCGGUCUGAGAGGUGCCAGCAUUAAAGAAAGCAGAUUCCCAAGUAGGGCAGCGGUCGCACAAAGUCGUCCGCAAGCUUUAUGGGUAAUAUUUAUAAAAAUAACAGGAAAGAAGCUCAGUUAGAAACAGACACAGAAUCCUGACAGAUACUAGAACAGCAGAAGUGUUUGUAGAUUAUAAUAGGCAGUGGAAAGCUCUAAAUUUGCUGCAGAGUUUGGAUUUGCAUCAGAACACACUGUGACGAACACUCACCAGAUGCAUUUGCAAGACGUUUUUGUUAGUGUAAAUGCAGUAGUUCAUGAGAAAAUGUGAACAUGUGAAGAGGGAAAAAAUGGUUUAAUUUGGACUCAAACCACUCACCAUGUCUUCCUCAGUUCAUUCAACACCUUUUAAAACAAACAGAGAAUCAGGUUAAAAAAAAAUGGACUGAAAACAAGUGAGGGGUUUAGAAGCAGAGUGAUCCCACCCACAAAAAAAUCUGGGUUUCAUAUAAUUUCUGUAAUAUUUUAUGAUGUAGAUUUUAGUGGCCAAGUAGUGUGACCCACAACCCAAAUAUAGUGUUACAGUGAUGUUUGGAAUGGUAGACAAUUCUGGAAAACACAAAACUUUGAACCCAUUUUUCUCAAAAACUACAGGAAGUGGGUUAGACCUCGCUGCUUCCAAACCCUUCAAAUGAUGUGUGUGUGUGUGUGUGUGUGUGUGUAUAUAUGAAAAUAUAAUAACAAAUAGUACUGUACAAGUCAGAUAGAACAAAUCUGCACAUUUUAAUUAAAGUGCAGCUCUUUGUGUGUGAAUUGUGUCCGAUAUUACCUCACUACACCAAAUAUUAAUUCCUCUAUAGCUAAAAAAAAAUUACAUUUACAACCGGUAUGUGAAUGCAGCAUUACACUGUGUAUAGAAUCACCAAACCUUUAUUGAAUAUAUUAGUUGUUUUUAUAAAUAUUUGACCAAUAAAUGCACCAGGGUGAUAAAAUAACCGCGAUUUAACCAUUUUCAGUCAUCAGGGUUUAUGGUCACAGUUGACUGGGAAUCUGUCACACAGUUUGAAACUCUUCAGAUAUAUUCUCUAAUACUAGAUGACUUUUUAGUAUUUCUACUGUCAGUGUUUACUUGAGCCUCUGGGAUGCACCGAACAGUGUUUUGACUCGUUCCACAGGCAGGUUUGGCCUUGCUGAGGUGAAUUGAGGGUAUGACUGUGUGUCUGUCUCGUCUUGGUUAUGAUCUCUGUGUCAUUCUGAUUUACAGUGCCCACCCGACUUUGUAUUAUAGACCUCUGUGGUUUUAUAAACACUUCUUCAUGUAUGUUGUUUCUAGAUGCUCUGUGAUCGUGGAGCUGCUGCUGGUGUUUUCUUUCUGAAGAUCUGCUGAUUAUACUCUCUCUCAUUAUUUGUGUCUCUCUUUCCCCAGUUUUCAUUUGGGUUAUUGUGUCCAUGGUGCUUUUUGUGCUGUGAUAAGCCAAUAUGAUGCCAACAAUGCUUUUAUCUUUUCUAUUUCUCUUGUAAUAAAAAAGCUUUUUUCAUGCAGUA
This is a messenger RNA of Amphiprion ocellaris (clown anemonefish), 6687 nucleotides long. RefSeq names its product monocyte to macrophage differentiation factor 2-like. Gene Ontology annotation, cellular component: membrane. The record is from RefSeq and is a predicted model, not a curated record. NCBI's taxonomy places the organism in Eukaryota, Metazoa, Chordata, Actinopteri, Pomacentridae. Gene Ontology annotation, molecular function: pore-forming activity.